UUUUUUUUGAAGAGUGGUAGUUUGUUAAGUUUAAGUCAGUAAAAAAUGUGUUAAUGUACAUUGAACCUCUGUGCUGAAUAUUGUUUACGAUUUCAUAUGACUGUUUACUAAAGGAAAAGGGGGACUCCUAUUAUGAAGUUCCCGGAAGUGUGGGGUUGUUGUUUUUGAGCGUACACCGCGGUGGUGUAACAGGCAAUGUGAUCUAAUAAACGGAGGAUUGAUUCUAAAGUGUAUUUUUUGAGUAACAUUGGUAGCAGAGGAUGGUUAGCAACUAUAGAACACCCCCAACCUUUGAUGAAGGAAAGCCAUAUGAAAGUUGGAAGAAUGAAGUCGCAAUUUGGACUAGGGUUACGGAACUCGAAAAAAAAAAACAGGCGCUUGCUGUGGCUUUGGCGCUGUCUGGAAGAGCGAGAGAAACGGCGAUGGAAAUACCGGUAGACGAUUUGAAUAAGGACACUGGUAUGAACACUUUACUAGUGAAACUCGAUGAUUUGUUUCUCAAAGAAGAAAAGGACCAAGUUUACGAGGCGUACUCGAGCUUUGACCGGAUUAUGAAAGAUAGCAGUGUUUCCAUGACAGACUAUAUAAUUGAUUUUGAACAACGGUACUCGCGGAUGCGUAAAUAUAAUAUGGAGCUUCCCGACGCAGUAUUAGCAUUUAAACUGCUGGACACUGCGUGCUUAGAAGUGAAAGACCGACAGUUAGCUCUGACAGCAUGUACAGAUUUGAAUUUUGCGUCAAUGAAGUCAGCACUGAAGAGGAUUUUCGGAGGAAAGUCCGCUUCUACUGUGGGGAUUAAUCAGGAAACAGCAUAUGUAACGGAACAAAGGCGACAAAGGAGCAAGCCAUGGUCACAAAAUGUUCAGCAAAAAACACCACUGCCUGGCAGCAACCCUCUGGACAGAUAUGGACGCAGAUCAAAGUGCGCUGUUUGUCAAAGCACAUUCCACUGGGCCAAAGACUGUCCACACAGAGGUGAGCAAGUCAAACUUACUGAAGAUUGUAAAACAGAUGAUAUAGAGGAGUGCAACAUUACUCUGUAUACUAAAGAGUGUCCCACUGAAGCAGAAAUAUUUAUGACAGAGUGUUUCGGCUCAGCAAUAAUAGACACUGCAUGCACACGGACUGUGUGUGGACAGGAAUGGAUAAACAGUUACAUCGCUGAACUAAGCCAAAACGAGAUAAAAGACCUGAGAAAGACAGAAACACCCAGUCACAGACCCUUUAAGUUUGGUGAUGGAAAAGUGGUCUAUUCCAACAGAAAGUUGAAAAUUCCUGCAAAGAUUGGACAAACUAAGUGUCAUAUUGAAACUGAAGUUGUGCCAGCGAAGAUUCCACUACUCUUGAGCAAGGCAUCCAUGAAAAGAGCAGGGACAGUGCUGGAUAUGGAGAAUGACAGUGCGGUGAUGUUUAGUCAACCUGUAAAACUUGACUUUACAAGCUCUGGUCAUUACUGUGUAAACAUCAUGGACAAUGAAAAGAAAACCAUUCAAGGUGACGAAUGUGUCUUGGUGGCUGUUGAAGAUGUCACUCUAACAGAACAAAAGAAUGAGAAUGUACAAAGUCAGUGUGAAGAGGAAAUACUGACAAUCUCAGAAAAAAUUAGUUCAGCAGAAAAACACAAAAUCCUGAUGAAGCUUCACAGACAGUUUGGUCAUGCUUCUGCUGACAGACUGCAGAGACUUCUUACUAGCUCUGGGAAUAAAGAUGCAGAAUGUAGUGUCAUUCUGGAAAAAAUUGUCAGUGAAUGUGAAACAUGUCAAAGAUACAGUAAGACCAAACCAAAGCCUGCUGUUGGCCUACCACUGGCAUCACAGUACAAUGAAACUGUUUCAGUAGAUCUGCAUGAACUUCAACCAGGUGUGUGGUAUCUCCACAUUAUUGACCAGUUCACAAGGUUUAGUGCCGGCAGCAUACUAACCACAAAGAAAUCUUCUGAAAUAGUGAAACACUUUGUCCAUGUCUGGAUAAGUGUACAUGGUCCACCUCAGAAACUUUUUAGUGACAAUGGGGGAGAAUUUAACAAUGAUGAGGUUAGAGACAUGGCAGAAAACUUCAACAUAGAAAUAAAGACAACAGCAGCAUACAGCCCGUGGAGUAAUGGACUUACAGAGCGACACAACCAAACACUUACUGAGAUCAUGAUGAAAGUGAAGUCAAGUAAUGGCUGUGACUGGGACACUGCAUUGGACUGGGCUCUUAUGGCAAAGAACACUAUGCAAAAUGUCCAUGGCUACAGUCCUCAUCAGUUGGUGUUUGGACAGAAUCCCAACCUGCCAUCUGUAUUAACCGACAAGCCCCCAGCUUUAGAGGGCACCACGAAAAGUGAGUGGGUGGCAAAACACAUCUCCGCUUUACAUGCAUCAAGAAAGGCGUUCACUGAAGCAGAAUGCUCAGAAAGAAUACGGCGAGCACUACGUAAACAACUGCGUCACACAGAUGAGAAAUAUGAAAUGGGUGAUAAAGUGUACUACAAGAGAGUUGAUUGUCCAAAGUGGAAAGGACCAGGAGUUGUUAUUGGCCAGGAUGGUGCUGUGGUGUUUGUCAGACAUGGAGGAACCUGCAUUAGGGUACACUAUCUCAGGCUAAGAAAAGUAAACCCAGACAGUGGAGAUCAACAUGUCAGUAAGGAUGAUGCUGAAAUUGACACAAACAAUGAGCCAAGACAGGAGACGACAGAAGAUUCUGGCAACAACACGGAGCGAACAGACACCGUAACCGAAAUAGAGCAAAGUUCUGUGCAAACUCAGCACGCAGGGGUAUCCACUAUGGGGCAGAAUGUAGCAGCACAACCCACAAGUGAUGACAUUGGGACACAAAGUGAUACAGAGCAAGGAAAGGAGGUCCGUCUAAAAACAGGGCAAGUUCUAAAAUACAGAGACAGAGACAGUGGGGCUUUUCACAAAGCAAAAGUAAUAGGGCGUGCAGGCAAAGCUACUGGCAAAUACAAAGACUGGUAUAACCUUCUGCUCAUAGAACCCACUAAUGUUGCAGGCAGUAAAGAUUCAGUUGACAUAUCAUGUUUAGAGUGUCUUCAAAUAGAACCUGCUGUUACAGAUGUAAGUGUCACAAAUGUCAGUGAGGAUGUAUUGGUAACAAAAGAUCUGUCCUUUGACCUAGCCAAACAAGAAGAGAUGAAGAGUUGGAGAGAUAACAGUGUGUUUGAGGAAGUUCAGGAUGAGGGACAAAAGUGCAUCUCUACCAGAUGGGUAUGCACUCUCAAGGAAACACUAACUGGACUAGUACCGAAAGCACGAUUGGUGGCCAGAGGUUUUGAGGAGUUAAAUGUGUCAGAGCUACAAAAGGAUUCACCCACAUGUGCUUCAGAAUCUCUUCGACUGCUGGUGGCAGUUAUUUGUCAAAAACAGUGGACACUUCAUUCUAUGGAUAUAAAAUCUGCAUUUCUACAGGGAAUAGAGUUGUCACGUGACAUCUACAUCAGGCCUCCCCCUGAGGCCGUCAGUGAAGGAACAUUAUGGAAGCUAAAAAAGUGUGUAUAUGGCUUGGCAGAUGCUUCAUUGUACUGGUACAAUAGAGUCAAAGACAUAGUGCUGAAAGCAGGAGGAAAAAUGUCCAAGGUUGAUCCAGCUGUUUUUUAUUGGCUAGAUCAGGACUGCAUUGUCACUGGGGUGCUUGCCUGUCAUGUGGAUGACUUCUUAUGGGGAGGCACGGAAAGUUUCUCCUCAACCGUAAUACCACACCUUAGAUCUGUUUUCCAAGUUGGACGUGAGGAACAUGAUCACUUCUGUUAUGUGGGAAUAGAUUUUGUGACUAUUGACAGAAAAGUACAAAUACACCAGGAGAGCUACAUUCAACACAUGCAGCCCAUACAUCUGGAUCCUUCACGAGCUGUGGAACAAGACUCAUCUCUCUGCGAGGAGGAAAAAGAUCAGCUCAGAUCCAAAAUAGGCCAAAUUCUCUGGGUGGCAAGGCAGAGCAGGCCAGAUGUUAUAUUUGAUGCAAGCAAUUUGACAUCUAAUAUAAAAAAUGCUACUGUGCAGACAAUUCAUGAAGCAAACCGGAUAGUGUGCAAACUUAAGUCCAAGAAGGUAAUUCUAAACUUCCAACACUUGGGCAGAGACAGUGCUCUUAAGAUGGUUGUGUUCAGCGAUGCUUCGUUUGGAAAUCUUUCCGAUGGAGGCACUCAAGGAGGCCACUUGAUUCUUCUAAUGGGAGAAAAUGGAAAAUUCUCACCCCUUUCAUGGCAAUCAAAGAGAGUCAAGAGGAUUGUGCGGAGCACACUUGCUGGUGAAACUUUGGCAAUGUCUGAUGGAAUUGACAAUUGUAUUUUUCUGUCCACACUGUUCUCAGAACUAACUGCUGGUGAUGCUGAUCAUGCUCCACCAAUAAUCUGUGUCACAGACAAUCAUUCGCUUGCUGAUGCACUUAAGUCCACAAAGUCAGUCUCUGAGAAAAGACUCCGUCUGGAGAUAAGUAGCAUCAAAGAACUUGUACAAACACAGAGAGUAGAGCGAGUACUGUGGUACAACACAAAAGAACAACUUGCGGACUGUCUUACCAAGAAGGGGGCAUCAGCUUGCCAGUUACUCAAGGCACUGAGUGAAGGACAAUGUAAACUGAAUUAAAACAAAGUCUAUCUUUGAGUUGUACCCAAAAUCUGGUUAAAAUUUACCAGUUCGUAUUUUUGUUAGAGCAGGAUGUUGUUCAGUAUGUCCUGUUAGUAUGUUGACUUAAAAAAAAAUAAUAAUAAUUUUUUUUUUUUUUUUUUUUUGAAGAGUGGGAGUUUGUUAAGUUUAAGUCAGUAAAAAAUGUGUUAAUGUACAUUGAACCUCUGUGCUGAAUAUUGUUUACGAUUUCAUAUGACUGUUUACUAAAGGAAAAGGGGGACUCUUAUUAUGAAGUUCCCGGAAGUGUUGGGUUGUUGUUUUUGAGCGUACACCGUGGUGGUGUAACAGGCGAUGUGAUCUAAUAAACGGAGGAUUAAUUCUAAAGUGUAUUCUUUUGAGUAACA
This is a messenger RNA of Pimephales promelas (fathead minnow), 4972 nucleotides long. NCBI's taxonomy places the organism in Eukaryota, Metazoa, Chordata, Actinopteri, Cypriniformes, Leuciscidae. The record is from RefSeq and is a predicted model, not a curated record.